GUAGCCUCCAAAUCUACACUAGCCAACGGCCAAACAUAACAGUAGGGUAAUGAACUCUCGCGUUGGGGCCGUGUUGGAGAGAGAUAAACUACUGGUGUGGGAGGCACCCAACAAGAUGGAGAGCGAUCUUUCCCACCGGCGCCCGUCGUACUUCUCCGGCUGCGUGUCGCCGUCGACGUCGUGCCUCCCGGUGCACGACGAGUACUCUCGCAUUCGCAUCGGCAGCGGCAGCGGCGGCGGCGGCGGCGGCUGCCGGCGGCGUUGGAAGAACCUCCUCAAGAGGCUCGUCAGAGAGAGCAAGAGCAUAUACGGGUCCAAGCCCCUGACUUUCCAGUACGACGCCGUUAGCUACUCCCAGAAUUUCGACGACGGAUGCCACGACGACGCGUGCUACUCCGGCCGAUUUCGCCGGUCGGAGGUCAGAGAUUUCAGAUGGGGUUCCCGUGUAAUUGAGUAAAAUGCCUCUGUUUUCAAUCGGUUGGUAGAGCUAGCUUGGAUCGUUGUACUCACUAGUGGGAUCUUUCUCUGCUCAAUCUUGAGUUUUGCUCCGAAGAAGAAGAAGAAGAAGAAGAAGAAGAGAGUUUUGCCCAUUUAAUUUUCUCCCAUAUGUACAUAUAUGAUGCUUUAUGCAAACCUUUUUAUUUUCAGGACAGUGGAUCUGCCUAAGUUCAAAAAUGAACUCUUUCAUAUUAGUGGUUCUAAUUUUCAUAGGAUUUAAUUAUUGUUGUUUUUCAAGUGGGGGAUCAUGAACUUGAAAAUUUUAAGAA
Molecule: messenger RNA, 767 nt
Organism: Malania oleifera
Lineage: Eukaryota; Viridiplantae; Streptophyta; Magnoliopsida; Santalales; Ximeniaceae
Exons: 2
Coding region: 50-457 (135 amino acids)
Source: RefSeq, a predicted model, not a curated record